AUGUCGGAAACAGGAUACUUGAGCGCCUGCCUGGCAUGGAUUAUUUUCAAGGCGGAAAACUUGGAGGUAUUACAGCUGGACAUGUCUCGUUUCCAGGAGGCGGCUAUGUUCUUCGACCUGUUUCAUUCCACCUACUCCACCGGCUUAGCACAUGGACAUCAACCCUUUGCACACUUGCAGCGUCUGGAGAUAACACUUUCCCACCAAAACGCCUUCGUCCCCCUAGUAUCUACCCUGACAGAAGUCGUAGUCACUAGACCUGGUACAGAACCUGUGUUUGGUGUCCCUGGUCUCCAGACAUCCGAUGCUACCAGUCUUCGUUCGAUCCACAUACGUGGGGGCUUCAACGGUGCGAGUCAGAUCACUGAGCUCCUAAGGACCGGCGCUCCACCAAACCUUGAGGAAAUUUGCAUCCGGGAUGACGGUCUGUUCUCUGAUGAUGAGUCCAGCAACUUUUUUGACACUGUUUUCCAAACUGCCCUAAAAAUCAAAACUCUUGUCCUGACUUUCCGCUAUAAGGGAGAUGAUUUCGAUCUUGCAACCAUUAUCCCACCCAACGCACAUCGGCUUGAGACCGUCACCUACUUUGGAAUCCACCAGUGGCUGCUGCCCGACGUCGGCCCGGAUCUGGAUUUACAGCAGCUUAAGCGGUCAGUCCCUCCCAAUGUCAAGGAAUUGGAAAUUCAGGGCUUGAAUGUCGAUGCGAUUAGACAUGUGGUGGACAAUCACAGAGAUAGCGAGUUCAUUCCCAUGAAUAUCCCGGACCAGUUGAAUACCUUGCAUCUCAGCUUUGAUGUUGAUGCCGAGGAGUUUGACUCGCCCACGGAAAAGCUUGCAGAUAUCAUGCCAGCGCUUAGAACACUUUCUCGGCAACUUAGGCAGAGCAGAUGCACCCUUCUGGUUUGUGUACGCAAAAGGAUAUUGUACUUUUCCGAAGAGAAGGUUGUCUUCAAGGCGAAGCCGUGA
Bipolaris maydis ATCC 48331 is the source of this 966-nucleotide messenger RNA. RefSeq lists its product as uncharacterized. Gene Ontology annotation, molecular function: protein binding. The record is from RefSeq and is a predicted model, not a curated record. NCBI's taxonomy places the organism in Eukaryota, Fungi, Ascomycota, Dothideomycetes, Pleosporales, Pleosporaceae.